Fragaria vesca subsp. vesca is the source of this 1501-nucleotide messenger RNA. Its product is annotated as mitochondrial dicarboxylate/tricarboxylate transporter DTC-like. Gene Ontology annotation, molecular function: oxoglutarate:malate antiporter activity. The record is from RefSeq and is a predicted model, not a curated record. The transcript is spliced from 6 exons. Bases 130 to 1026 code for a protein of 298 amino acids. Lineage: Eukaryota; Viridiplantae; Streptophyta; Magnoliopsida; Rosales; Rosaceae.
UGUUAAUACUUAUAUUUAGGAGCUCCUCCUUUGUGUUCUCCUCCUUUCUCUCUCACUCUAAAGCAGCCUCCUUUGAGUCUCUCAUCUCCUUCCUUGAGCUCUCACCCUUUCAGACUUCAAAUCCAAAUUAUGGGAGACAAGGAUAAGCCCAAGUCUGGUGUCUGGCCAACUGUUAAGCCCUUCGUCAAUGGCGGAGCCUCUGGUAUGCUCGCUACCUGCGUCAUCCAACCCAUCGAUAUGAUCAAGGUGAGAAUUCAAUUGGGUCAGGGAUCAGCUGGACAAGUUGCCAGGACCAUGAUCAAGGAGGAGGGUUUUGGUUCAUUGUAUAAGGGUCUUUCUGCCGGACUUCUGAGACAAGCUACAUACACCACAGCUCGUCUUGGAUCAUUCAGGAUUCUGACGAACAAAGCAAUUGAGGCUAAUGAUGGGAAGCCCUUGCCCCUGUACCAGAAAGCCUUGUGUGGGCUAACUGCUGGUGCUAUUGGAGCAACUGUUGGAAGUCCAGCAGAUUUAGCUCUCAUUCGUAUGCAGGCAGAUGCCACUUUACCCCUUGCUCAGCGCCGUAACUAUACAAAUGCUUUCCAUGCACUUGGUCGUAUUGUUACAGAUGAAGGGGUUUUGUCACUUUGGAAGGGGGCAGGACCCACUGUUGUAAGAGCAAUGGCAUUGAACAUGGGAAUGCUUGCCUCUUAUGACCAAGGUGUUGAGUUUUUCAAGGAUACCCUUGGUUGUGGUGAAGCUACUACAGUAUUGGGUGCAAGUUCUGUUUCAGGAUUUUUUGCUGCAGCCUGCAGUUUGCCCUUUGAUUACGUGAAAACACAGAUUCAGAAAAUGCAACCUGAUGCUGAGGGGAAGUUUCCAUACACUGGGUCUUUUGAUUGUGCCAUGAAAACCUUGAAAGCAGGAGGACCAUUGAAAUUUUACACUGGGUUUCCAGUAUAUUGUGUUAGAAUUGCCCCCCAUGUCAUGAUGACAUGGAUCUUCCUCAAUCAGCUCCAGAAGUUGGAAAAGAAAGUUGGGUUGUAGUUUUCUUGCUGGAUGAAUGCUAUUUCAACCAGUGUUGAGUUCAAAUUGCAAACAAUAAUUUUUAGCUAUGUUGUAGUCCCCUUGUUGGCCGUUUCACGCCCACAAAGUCAAACAAUUAUUGGAAUUUUUAUAGCAGGAUUGGAGUAGGAUUUACUGAAGUUCAAAUAUUUGUACUAGUAAUUCUUAGGGCGUGUGUGGAAUAGGAUAUUACACCCCUGCUGAUUCUGAAGUUGAGAAAAUCUCAUUAGGCGCCUGAGCAAGGAAAUGUUGAAGUGAAAUAAGUUUUGUACACCAUAAACAGGGGUUUGACAUUUUGAGCAUCAAGUUUUGCAGUGUUUUCAAUGUUGCAAAUCGUUGAGUUCUCUGCAUAAUGUGUUAUUUUUUGGCUUGAAAUUCACUCUGAUUUCAUUGCAGCUAUAGUUGAAUUCUCCAUAAUUGUGGAUCUCCACUCCAAUAAUAUAUAUUUUUUUGAAAC